GGUCAUGUUAAAAUCGUAUAAAAGAAGAGAGGAAUAGCAGUAGAGCAAAGUGCUUGUCUGAAACUAUUACAGUUUACUAUCACGUUUUUGUUGAAUUUCUGUCCUCUUGAAUAAUUAUCAGUGAAACAGCUAAUCCCCUGAUAGCUCGCUUCUGUUUCAUGUAAAGGUUUGUGGUGGAACGUUAGUUGAAGACUCCUCUUGGCGAUCACGGAAGGAAUACACCAGCGUACCGUUGUGAUUCGCACUGCUUCCAUGACCCCUGGAGAAAUAAAUGCUUACAGUAUGAUGUUUUGAACCUGAACAGAGAUGUUCUCUGUUGUUCUUAGAAGAAGCACGUUAACGGCCCAAAAGGUGUGGCAAUAUGCAGGUCCUCCUCAAAGAUGCUUCACAUCAGUCCUCACUGGAGCUCACAAAGGUGGAUCCAUCUCCAGGCAGACCUGCUGGGCCUCAAAAGCAAAGCCAUUGUUUUCAGACUAUAAUGACGGACGAGGAAAAUGUCCUGAAGAUUGGAGUCUGAGGGGGACUGAGCUCCUCAGAGGGGCUCAAAAUAUUACUGCGUCAUAUUUCACAAGGAGCCAACAUUUCCACUCCUCUGCUGUGAGGCUGAAGAAGCGACCACAGCCCGAAGCUCCUCCAAGGGAGCUGGACCUGCUGCGCUAUGACAUGAAGGACUUGUGGAAGAGUCCCAAACCCGCCCUGUUUCUUGGAUUUGCAGGGCUGAUUCCUUUCGUCACCCCGACUCUGUUCAUGGCUGUAACUGAGAGCUUCUCUCCUGAGCUUGCCUAUGCUCAGUUAGCAUACGGUGCCUCUAUUGUUUCCUUUCUCGGUGGAGCUCGAUGGGGGUUUGCUCUUCCUGAUAGCAGUCCAGCCAAACCUGACUGGAUUAACCUGGCUAACAGCGUGGUUCCUUCCCUGUUAGCAUGGGUGACCAUGCUGAUGAGCGACAAUGUUAUUUCUGCAGGAACCAUGGUUAUCAUGGCACUGGGAGUGUCCCUACACUAUGAUCUGUCUCUACUACCCACUUACCCUAGCUGGUUCAAAGCCUUGCGUGCCGUCCUGACCUUUGUGGCAUUUUUUUCUCUUCUUGGCACUCUCGUAAUAAAUGGAAUAUAUCCCGAAAAGAAUAUAUUCAAAGAUGAGAUAUUAUAAAGAUUAAGUACAGAUAAAGUAUAAAGAUACCAAGUACAGUUUUUCUAUUUCUGUCAUAAUUUUAAAGGUUUUUCUCAAAGUCUGAGUUUUCUGGCCCUCAUGUCAGAAAGGAUCUGUCUUUUUAUGUUAAAGACUUUAUAGGUCAUGUCAAAAAAAACGAGAGCCUUUAUGAAAAUAAAACAUUGAAAUUGA
This is a messenger RNA of Notolabrus celidotus (New Zealand spotty), 1341 nucleotides long. Its product is annotated as transmembrane protein 69-like. Bases 307 to 1149 code for a protein of 280 amino acids. NCBI's taxonomy places the organism in Eukaryota, Metazoa, Chordata, Actinopteri, Labriformes, Labridae. The record is from RefSeq and is a predicted model, not a curated record. The transcript is spliced from 3 exons.